CAUUUGUCUUGUCCAUAUAUUUAUUUCCUAUUAUUUCUUUCAAAUUCACAUCCAAAACAUAUUGAUAAGUUUACAAGUAAUUAACAAGAAAAAUGGCAGAAACAAAGUUGAGCAGCUUCAAAGAUAAAAGAUGGUCACUCCAAGGAAUGACAGCUCUAGUGACCGGUGGAACCCGAGGCAUAGGGUACGCUAUUGUUGAAGAGUUAGCAGAAUUUGGAGCAGCAGUGCAUAUAUGUUCACGUAACGAAGAUGAUGUUAACAAAUGUUUGGAAGACUGGAAAAGAAAAGGGUUUAAUGUAACAGGAUCAGUAUGUGAUUUACUUUUCCGUGACCAACGUGAAAAAUUAAUGGAAACUGUUGCAUCAGUGUUUAAUGGAAAACUCAAUAUUCUAGUGAACAAUGCUGGGACAUUUACUCCUAAAUCUAUCUUAGAUUAUACCCAAGAAGAUGUAGCAACUAUAAUGAAUACGAAUUUUGUGUCUGGUUACCAUUUGUGUCAACUUGCACAUCCACUUCUAAAAGAAUCCGGAUAUGGAAGCAUAGUAUUCAUAUCCUCAAUUGGAGGUCUGAAAGCCUUUGAUGUUUCUUCUGCAUAUGCAGCUUCUAAAGGAGCUAUGAAUCAGUUUGCUAAGAACGUAGCAUCGGAAUGGGCAAAGGAUAAUAUUCGGGCGAAUGUUGUGGCACCUGGACCUGUCAAGACCUUACUUUUAGAAAAUGCUAUGAAAUUAUCUGAGGGAGUGGAUAAUGUGGUUGAAGAUAUAGUGUCUAAAUCGCCGGUUGGUAGGAUGGGAGAAUCUAAGGACAUAUCAGGAUUGGUUGCAUUUCUUUGUCUUCCAGCUUCUUCACACAUAACCGGACAAAUUAUAGCUGUAGAUGGAGGUUUCACUAUGUAAACUUUGAAUUUUAUAAUUAUUAGUAAUUCUAUCAAAUGAACUAAACUUCAAGGGGUUAUUAUCUUUGUUGUAAUAAGUUUUUUUUGCAAAGAGUUUAGAGUUUCAGUCAUGAUUUUAUUUAUGUUUUCUUUUAUUUUUAUUUGUUGCAUUAGUAAUGUAUGGAAGGCUAAAGGAGAA
This is a messenger RNA of Vicia villosa (hairy vetch), 1070 nucleotides long. RefSeq names its product tropinone reductase homolog At5g06060-like. Lineage: Eukaryota; Viridiplantae; Streptophyta; Magnoliopsida; Fabales; Fabaceae. The record is from RefSeq and is a predicted model, not a curated record. The transcript has 5 exons. Gene Ontology annotation, molecular function: oxidoreductase activity. Bases 93 to 893 code for a protein of 266 amino acids.